This is a messenger RNA of Ascochyta rabiei, 2142 nucleotides long. RefSeq lists its product as uncharacterized. The coding region runs from base 1 to 2142 and encodes 713 amino acids. Lineage: Eukaryota; Fungi; Ascomycota; Dothideomycetes; Pleosporales; Didymellaceae. The transcript has 3 exons. The record is from RefSeq and is a predicted model, not a curated record.
AUGGACAUUGGUUCCUUUUACGCGCCCUCAGCCGAACGGCAUCGGAUGCAGUCAGGUCCGCAGGCCAGCGAUAACUCAAACCCCAAGCCAAAAGCUAGGCCCGGUGACACACGAAAGGCAAUGGUGGACAACAAAGGAUGGCGCAAAAAGAUAGGAGGUAAACCAAAGGAACUGCCACCCAUCAAUACCACAAGCGAUGAAACUGCUGUAACGCUGCCGUUGGAGUUACCAGCCGCUGUUGACUCGACCGAACGGCGCCGCCAUGGCUGGCGAAAGACGAUGGCGGCCAGUCGCCCAGCGACUCCAAUAACCCCAGCGCCACCUACACCAACUCCAGAAGACAUUGAAGACACACGGAGUGAGCGAACCGAUGAUUCUGCGCCCCGUCGCGAUUCUAAGCCGAAACCAAUACGCUACACUUCGCUAUUUACCACUCACAAAGAGGAGCCAUCUGGCCCAGACUUUGCAGAGCCAUGGAGUGUCGACGCUCCACCAAGCCACGAUCAACGGGCCUACGUCGAUCCGGUUGUGGUCAUGGAGUGUAUACACUCACAUCUCUGUAAGAACUACAUGGUCCCGGUUCCUCUGGAGUACAAUAGCGGCCUCUUCCAAAUCUUCGAUGACUAUCGAAAGUUACGAUCGCAAAAGGAACGCCUGGACAUGCGUGAAAGAAAAAUGCUCGAUGAUUCGUGCAAGCUGAAAGACCAAUGGUUUGAGGCCGAGGGGUGUUACGAGGCUGAGAUACACCGCCUUGAGUUGCUGAUCGCACGUGGAAUCACCGGAGUAACUGGACUCAUGAAAGCACGUCAAGGGACUGUUGUGGACCGAAAACGGGAGCACCGAAAGAUCAUCUCGACGGACCGCUACCUUCCUCAAUAUCUGCACAUGUCUCCCACAAAAAUAGACGAAGAGAUCAAGUUGAAGAGUCAUCAAGUACUCUUGAAUCGACCGACAUCGCUUUCAGGAAGAAUGACUGCUCUGUCUCGACAGCUCACACACACAGGAUUGUCAGAGCUACCAGUAGGGACUCCUCCUCGCCCCGAUCGAGAGUCAGCCUUGUCUCGAAAAGUGAAGAGCGAGCUCAACAUGACAGAUCUACACUACGCGGGAUCCUCGGACACUCUUUCGAAUUCAGUCACUUACAGUUCCACACUCCCAAUGGAUCCUGCACCAGAAGAGGUCACAUCGGACGAAAGCCUACUGUUGAAGGAUAUUGUGGAAUGCGACGCUUUCAUUGCCCUCAAGGAACUAGGCGUUCUUGUUGCACGUCGAAAGGGACUAGAUGUUUCAUAUUUUGUCAACGGGCUAAUGAGCUUGUUGACCUCCAGAAGCUCCAUGAAGACGGACACUGACCCCCGUGCUCACGAAUGCGAAACACAUAGUCCCGCGGCUAAGGGGUAUAACAACGUCUCUGCUGACGACUCGACACCUCGGCCUCCGUUGCGAAUGCCUAGAUCUGGGUCACAGCAGCCACUUGAUCAGGGGCGCCCGCGUCACUUUUCGUUCGAACCUGGAGACGACCAAAUGCGAGACGUUGAAGCUGGGUUCAAAACAUACGACUCACUUUCGCAAACUGACUCGACCGAUUCGGAAACAACUUCAUCAUCAGCGGCUUCUCGAGUGUUUGCUGGGGUUUUACAGACAAAUGAUAACUUGAUUCCACUCUCAUCGUCAUCGGGGACAGAUGUUCCAACGCCGUCUAUGAUCCCCAGUCCUGUACAAACAACAGCACGCGUUCGCAGAGAGAAUUCCACGUCGAGCCUACGGUCCAUAUUUGUCAAAAACAUCAAGGACGACCGUCACAGCUCUCGCACCAGUGUCCAGACAGCAUUCCGAGAGGCACCAUGUGCCAAUGCAUCGGUCAGAUCGAAGAGCAAAAGCAGCUCGAACCACAACCUACGUGCGGCAGAAUCGCCCCUGGGCUCAAAAGAACGAUUGGACAGUUUGGCAAAUCGACACAGCACUGCUGCUCUCGCCGCUGCACGAGCGGCCGAAGGCAAGAGCAACAAUUCAUCCCAGAGCAAUACACGAUCGUCCGUAGUCACGUCAUCUUCUCAGAAACUUCACACUGCAGAACAGCGAAGGUCCGAGAACAGCGGCCCCAGAACGCGUAACGACGCUCGUAAGAGUGAAGUUGAAUAA